CCACUCCCAUAACUGAUAACUCAAUAACACAGAUCUACUCUCCUUAGUCCUUACUAUUCUCACCAAAUCUCAAAGUCAAGUCACUCACUCCUUCCGUUCAGCUACCAUACAUAGAGUAGAAGAUAUAUGGCGAAUGAAGGUGAUGACAGAGACUUCGCCACCCACAACCAUAAACCCAAAUGGAGCUACGAUGUUUUCCUCUGUUUUAGAGGAGAAGACACACGUUACACCUUCACAGGGAACCUCUAUAAUGCUCUGUGCGAAAAGAAGAUCAAGACCUUCAUGGAUCACGAUGGAUUAAAGAGCGGCGACAAUAUUUCCUCUAUUCUCAAAGCAUUGGAAGAAUCAAGGGUUGUAAUUGUUGUUUUCUCCAAAGACUUCGCAUCCUCUACUUAUUGUCUUAGAGAAAUUGUCAAAAUCAUUCAGUGUAAAAAAAGGGUUUUACCAAUCUUUUGUGACGUUGAUCCGUCUGAUGCCUAUUGUGAGAGUAUCAAAAUAGCCUUGACUGAAUUACCCAAAGAUAUCUUUCCAGAUAUGCCUCAGAUUGAGAGUAUAGAAGAAUGGAAGGUGGCCCUAGCAACCAGUUCUUACCAAGAAUGGCAGCUUCAAAUAAAACGGGGCAAGUACAAGUAUGAAUAUGAACGUAUGGACAAGAUUGUGGAAUGGGUCAUCGGUACCGUAGACCGCUCUGAUGUUUUCCUCAGUUUUUUGGGAAGAGAUACCCGCAACUCCUUUGUUAAUUUUCUCCAUGAUGCUUUGAAGCAGGAGAGAUUUAAAAUCAACAUGCAUGAUGAGAAAUUGGAGGAUGACAAGGAUCGAAUUUCACCAUCCCUUGUUGAAACAAUUGAUAAAUCAUGGCUUUCAAUCAUUGUUUUAUCUGAAAACUAUGCAUUUUCUUCACUUUGUCUGGAUGAACUUGUCACAAUUUUAGACCGUAUGGAGAAGAAAAAACAACUAGUUUGGCCCAUCUUUUACAAAGUGGAAGCUUCUGAUAUAAGGCAUCAAAAAAAUAGUUUUGGCAGUGCUAUGGCUAUGCAUGAAAAUAACUUCGGCUCCGAGCAAGUGCAGAAAUGGAUGUCAUCUUUAGUUGAAGUUGCCAACCUGAAAGGAUCUCACUUGAAAACAGGGUACGAAUAUGAAACAAUUGAAAGAAUUGUGAAAGUGGCCAUUAAUUCCUUAUAUUUACCAAGUCGGAGCUCAAGUGUGUCACCUAGAAGGAACUGAUUCAAUCAGCAGGUGGACACCCAUGUUCUGUAAUGUGAAGUGCUGAAGUUGUUUUGCUGUUGUAAUUAUACUCUCAAAAGGAAAACGGGGUCCCUCAAACUCAAAUCUCUGUUUCAUUUUCAUAUAGCAAUUGUACUUUGUGCAUUCAAUUCACUUGAUUCAACCUAUACUUCCCUUUGUUAAUUGGAUUUUGUUACUUUUUUAACAUGUUUCAUUUACAUCA
This is a messenger RNA of Lotus japonicus, 1447 nucleotides long. RefSeq lists its product as uncharacterized. Lineage: Eukaryota; Viridiplantae; Streptophyta; Magnoliopsida; Fabales; Fabaceae. The transcript is spliced from 3 exons. The record is from RefSeq and is a predicted model, not a curated record. Bases 127 to 1224 code for a protein of 365 amino acids. Gene Ontology annotation, biological process: signal transduction.